CCCCAACGACUGAAGCUCCUCCCUUUCAGCACAUCUGAACGAACGCUGAAGAAGAGAACAUAACUUCUUUUUCAUUUGACUUCCACUACUGGGAAAUACAGUACAACGUACAUAACCUAGAUUUGUUCUUCAACUAAAAGAGCAGUAACAGUAUACUGCUUCAAACGACUGGUUUCCUGAACACACCCUCUUGCAGUGGGGCUGCAUCAACUUCUUUUCAACCUACGUCUCAGACCAACAACAUCUACCACCUAUAGUUUGCCUUCAUUCCCAAGGAUGCCUUUGGGUGGAGGAAAUAAAUGUGGCCGCUGUUCGAAGACAGUUUACUUUGCAGAGGAAGUCCUGUGUGACAAACGGAGCUUUCACAAGUCCUGCUUCCUGUGCAUGGUGUGUGGGAAGAACUUGGACAGCACAACUGUCGCGGUCCAUAUGGAUGAAGUCUACUGCAAAGCAUGCUACGGCAAGAAGUAUGGGCCAAAAGGCUAUGGGUAUGGCCAGGGUGCUGGGACCCUUAGCAUGGACAAAGGAGAAUCAUUGGGUAUUACACAUGAAACACCUGCCCCACAUCAUCCGACCACAAACGCAAACCCCUCCAAGAUGGCUCAGAAGUUCGGAGGGUCAGACAAGUGCCCCCGCUGUGGCAAGGCUGUUUAUGCUGCUGAGAAAGUGAUCGGAGCGGGGAGUUCCUGGCAUAAGAUUGGGUGUUUCACCUGUGCCACAUGUGGGAAAAGCCUGGAGUCAACCACACUAGCUGACAAGGAUGGAGAAAUCUACUGUAAAGGCUGCUACGGCAAAAACUUUGGCCCCAAGGGAUUUGGGUAUGGACUAGGAGCCGGAGCGCUGGCCCACACCCAGUGAGAUCCGAGUCACGUCUCCAUUAUACCGAGCUGCUUUACAGAAGCACAGGGCAGGUUGCAUAAAAAAAUAACUCCAAAAAUCACCAUCAAACAUAAAGAAUGCAAAUGCUUUUUAAUCCUAUGCCUUGUUUUUUUUUUUUUUUGUUUGUUUGUUUGUUGUUGUUGUUGUUUUUUUGUCUCGCCUGUAAUACAAACUUAUCGACAACUUUUUGACCCUGAAAGAAAAUGAGCUUGAGUAGGACCAAAGAUUUAGUCUUGGAAAGGGCCUAUGUUGUUUAUGCACGCACCUUAUAGUUAUUCAGUCAUACAUUAGCUGUACAGUUAUUGAACUCAUGCUUUGAAUUACCUUUGGAUCAAAGUGACAUGUUUGGUUUUUCAAGAAUAAUCAGAAAUCGAAUGCUGGAAAAUCCUCGUUUGUGUGCAUGUUAUACUUCAAAAGGAAACACAAACACAGCUUAUCAUUAUAUGCACGGGAAUACAAAUGAAGCAGCCAGGACGCUUUUGCGUUUUAACGAAAUGCUUUCUGCGCAUUUAAUCUGUCAUGACACUCCUCAUUCUCAGAUGAUCUCAUGAGAUAAAUCCUGUAUGUUGUCAAAAUGAGAGAAUAGCAAUACUGCCAGAAUGUGGGGAAUGUCAGAAAGAACCAGUAAUUAUCUGUUUGUUUGUUUUUUUAAAUGUUUUUUUACAGUAGCUAUUCAAAAGUGUGUUUACUUUGUGACAUGAACCACAUGCAAUAAAGCAACUUUAUAUUAAA
This is a messenger RNA of Poeciliopsis prolifica (blackstripe livebearer), 1611 nucleotides long. It is a transcript of the gene csrp1a, whose product is annotated as cysteine and glycine-rich protein 1a. Lineage: Eukaryota; Metazoa; Chordata; Actinopteri; Cyprinodontiformes; Poeciliidae. Gene Ontology annotation, biological process: sarcomere organization; muscle tissue development. The coding region runs from base 277 to 858 and encodes 193 amino acids. Gene Ontology annotation, molecular function: actinin binding; structural constituent of muscle. The record is from RefSeq and is a predicted model, not a curated record. Gene Ontology annotation, cellular component: nucleus; cytoplasm; Z disc. The transcript has 6 exons.